GGCUUCUCGGCCCGGUGACGGAGGAUCCGCUGCUGGAUGCUGGAGGAGGAAGCAGACGAUCACCGACCACCGGAGCAUGUCAGCCGAGAGACGGUUUACUGUACCGCGUUUCACCGGGAACAUCCGGAGCUGCUCAGCCCAGAACCCCUGACUCAUCCCCGGAUCCACUGAACGGAUCGAGCCGCUGCUGCCGCGCAGGAAACGGUCGGUCGGAGAGUCAAGAAGCAGAAUCAGAUCCGCCCAGCAGAGAUGGCGAAGGCAGACCAGCGUUUUGGCCAGCGGGAUGGUUCUGACCAGAACUUCGACUACAUGUUCAAGCUGCUGAUUAUCGGAAACAGCAGCGUGGGGAAGACGUCCUUCCUGUUCCGCUACGCCGACGACUCCUUCAGCAACUCCUUCGUCAGCACAGUCGGAAUCGACUUCAAGGUGAAGACGGUUUAUCGCAACGACAAGAGGAUCAAGCUGCAGAUCUGGGACACGGCGGGUCAGGAGCGUUACCGAACCAUCACCACGGCUUACUACCGCGGUGCCAUGGGCUUCAUCCUCAUGUAUGACAUCACCAACGAGGAGUCCUUCAACGCCGUCCAGGACUGGGCCACUCAGAUCAAGACGUACUCGUGGGACAAUGCUCAGGUCAUCAUGGUGGGAAACAAGUGCGACAUGGACGAGGAGCGAGUCGUCCCUCCGGAGAAAGGAAAACACCUGGCCGACCAGCUAGGCUUUGAGUACUAUGAGGCGAGCGCUAAGGAGAACAUCAAUGUGCGACAGGUCUUCGAGCGUCUGGUCGACAUCAUCUGCGUUAAGAUGUCAGAGCGCGUCGACGUGGAGGCACCGGCGGCUCCCGGAUCCAAAACCACCAGACUGACCGACAAACCGGCCCAGCUACCUCAGAAGUGCUGCUGAUCCGAUCCACCAACCAGUUCUAACUAUCGUAACAUUCCUUCAUCCUCAUUCGCUCUGCUUCAGUCCAUGUUAGUGAGCUGUCGAUAAUCACUGCGCCUGCUGCUGACCUGCCAACAUUCAAACAUCAUCCUCUGAACUCUGCAGCCUCGGUCAGUCUGACGGGCUGAAAGGUCGCUGGGCUGCUGGUUGAAUGUUUGCUGUUCAAACUGAUGUUGAAACUAAUGAAUCACAGAGGAGGGAGGAGAACCAGUUAGUUCAACAGCUGCUCGCCUUUAAUAAGUCUGCAGUCGAAGGUUUCUGUCAAAGUUCACCAAAGCUGAGGUCAAAGAUUCACUUUAAGCUGCAGAACAUCAAAUCAGAGUUAUUUCACAAAGAUGUGGAUUCUGUUCAGCUCACUUAUGAGUUAUGUGGGAUCAAAACUAACUUUUGUAAAGUAUUUCGGCUGAAUUUCUGAGGUUCCCAAACCACCCUUGUUUUUUCCAUUUUCAGGGUCAGUAAUUAAACUGGAUCCAUUCAGUCGUUCUGAUCUGAUGGAACUGUUAUGUCUGUUCUCACCACAUCUCAUGGAUGUUGGAGUUUUAUCUCUGGAGAUACUGAACCUUUAAAAUGGUUAAAAACAGAUGAAAUUUUCUACAUUCAGUCAAAAUAUUUUACAGAUCUUUGUUCCAUCCAUCAUCCAUCCAUCAUCCAUCCAUCCAUCCAUCCAUCCAUCCAUCCAUCCAUCCAUCCAUUUUCUUCCUGUUAUCCGGGGUCGGGUCGUGGAGGCAGCAGAUGAAGCAGGUCAUUCCAGAUGUCCCUCCCCCCAGUAACACUUUCCACCUCUUCUGGGGGAUCCUGAGUCGUUACCAGGCCAGAUGAGAUAUAUAAUCCCUCCAGUGGGUUCUGGGUCUACCCCGAGGUCUGCUCCUAGGCGGACGUGUUCGGAAAACCUCCAAAGGAAGUCUCCCCGGAGGCAUUCGAAUCAGAUGUCCAAACCACCUCAACUGGUUCCUUUAGAGGUGAAGGAGCAGCAGCUCUACUCUGAGCUCCCUCCAGAUGUCUGAGCUUCUCACCCCAUCUCUACCACCCUACGGAGGAAGCUCAUUUCAGCCGCUUGUAUCCACAAUCUUGUUAUUUCGGUCACUACCCACAGUUCAUGACCAUAGGUGAGGGUAAAUCGAGAGCUUCGCCUUGCGGCUCAGUUCCCUCUUUACGACAACGGCUCAGUAAAACGCCCACAUUACUGCUGACGCUGUACCAAUCCUCCUGUCCAUCUCUCGCUCCAUUUUCCCAUCACUCCUGAAUAAGAUCUCGACAUAUUUGAACUCCUUUGCUUGGGGAAGCAACUCCCCCCCAACUCCGAUCUUUGUUUUGGUUCCUAAAUAACAUCAAGGUGAACUGAACAGAAUGUGAGAAGGUUCUGUGUGAACUGACAGACUGAUCUCCAUCCCGUCAUCAGAACAAACAUCUGGCCUCAGCUGCUCCAGAUGUUCAGUCCCGUCAGACUGAGCUGCAGCAGCGUCUCAGCGCAGCACUGCCUCCUCUCCAAGUGUAGCACAACAUGUUCAGUGUUUACAGCCUCCAUCCCACCCGUCACCGGCCUCACCUGUGCUGCUUCUGGCUCAAACACACUUUAGGGCUACAACACCAGCGCUGCAGGGCUGGAAGGCUGCAUGGCUGCUGAGCUGCAGAGCGCCAUAGGGCUGCGGGGCUGCAGCUGUGUCGCUCUGCAGCUCAGCAGCUUUGGGUGUUUGUGAUGAACUCGGUUCCCCUCAGCAGGUGUUGUCAUGUAGCCGCCGUGUCGCCGUGUUUCCUACCCGAAGGUAUGUGUGAGUGUGUGAUAUUAGUCAGACAUGUUCAUCCGGUCAUCAUGAUAUUUAUCGUGAGGGUUCUUGUGUUUGUGUACAGUAUCUUUGACUGGAGUGUCAUAUUUUGAUAAAGUUAGCUGAGAUUCAGGAUGAGUUUCAGGAAAAAAAAAUGGAGCUGAAAAAAAGUCUUAAAUAUUCUGAAGAAGAAAAACUAUAAUCCUGCCAAACUGUUGUAUAGCGACCACAGCGCACGUUUCUGUGUGUGACUCCCCACCAUGUGUCUUCAUAUUGAUGAGAUAAUAAUAUUGACAUUGUCUUCAUAUGAUUAUUUUUUAAGUGAAUUUGUAAAUGCUAGAAUUAGAGAUUAUACUGGUGUUGAGUAUGGAUUUAUUUUUAUGCAGUGUAAACCAUGGACAAAUUCUAUAGAGAGUUUAUGUAAACUUGUUGUCUUACAGUUCACUCCUGUUCGGGGAGAAGCACAAAGUGAUUGUACAAAAUAUUGUGAAUGUUUGUAUAUUAUAGAUGCAAUUUAGUAUAAUAAAAAUCAAUCUUUAAUCAGA
Amphiprion ocellaris (clown anemonefish) is the source of this 3250-nucleotide messenger RNA. RefSeq names its product RAB3B, member RAS oncogene family (gene rab3b). Gene Ontology annotation, biological process: protein secretion; protein localization to plasma membrane; regulation of exocytosis. Bases 250 to 903 code for a protein of 217 amino acids. The transcript is spliced from 5 exons. Gene Ontology annotation, cellular component: endosome; plasma membrane; synaptic vesicle. Gene Ontology annotation, molecular function: GTPase activity; GTP binding. The record is from RefSeq and is a predicted model, not a curated record. NCBI's taxonomy places the organism in Eukaryota, Metazoa, Chordata, Actinopteri, Pomacentridae.